AUGAAAACUGCUGAGGAAGAUUUGAACAAAUCAGAGGCGAGGAAACAUAAAGUAGAAGAACAAAAGGAAGAAAUAAAUGAAGAAAAAGUAAUUGAAAAAGAAGUGCCAAAAAAGGAAAAAGAAAUUAAAAAGGAAGGAUUUAUAUCAAAAGUUGGACGGUUAUUUUCUUUUGGUAAAAGUAAUGAAAAGAAGGAUAAUGAAAAACAGCAAAAGAAUGAAGUUGCUAUUAAUCUUCCAAAACUCUAUUUUGACCCAAAACAUGAAUGUAAAUGUUAUUUGUUUGUGGAAGGAGGGGAAAAGAAAAAGCCAAUUCCAGCCAAACUUGCAAUUGAAGACUUUUUAGAAAAUGAUAAUUAUGACCCAAUUUCAGCAGAUAAAAGUUGGGAAAUUUGCCAAGAAGUAAAAGAGAUUUCUCUUGAAGAAUUAGAAAAUUUGGGUAAUGGAAUUGAAGAAAGUACAAAGGAAAAAAGGAGAGAAAUGAUUCAGAAAAAGAGAGUAAACUUAAAAAGAUUGGAUUUUAUGUGUUCAAUUGUUGUGGAGAAAAGAAUGAAGAAAGUUGGUAAAUGGCUAGAAUGGAAUGCAAUAAUUUUACGUGAAUAUCAAAUACUUUCUACACAACAAAAAAGCUUAAAUAACAACAAAAUUGAAGAUAAAAAAGAAGAAAAUCGAAAACUCGAAGAUUUAGAAAAAUGCCAAAAAUUUAUCGAGUCAAUCCGUUCCCGAGAAAAAUAUGACUGGAAAAGUGAUAUACAACAACCAAUAAAAAAUUGGAGAAAAACUUUUGAUAAAAAUGGAUCGUGUGAUUCUGUAGCCAGAGAAAUGUUUUUAAAUGAAGGAAAUGAAGUUUGUGAUCAAACAAGUAUUUGGUUGAAAAAUAAUGAAUUUGAAAAGGGUGAAGAAUAUAUAGGAAAUUUGGAGAGAAAAUGUUCUGCAUUAAAAUUGUAUACACACAAUAUGCAUUGGAAUGAAGAAAAAGACUAUUACGAAAUGGACAAUGGAUCUAUUGCUGAUAAACAAUUAGAAUGGCUAUUGAAAGCACUUAAAAAGAUAAACAUGUUAACAGUUGUAAGUAACGAGGUGAAAAAUGGCCAAAAAUGUGAUGAAAUUUUGAUUGAAGCAAAGAAAAUAGAAACUGAAAAAAUUAAUGGUAAAUUAAUUUUUCUGUAA
Meloidogyne enterolobii is the source of this 1167-nucleotide messenger RNA. The record is from the annotation of a GenBank genome assembly. NCBI's taxonomy places the organism in Eukaryota, Metazoa, Nematoda, Chromadorea, Rhabditida, Meloidogynidae.